AUGGCUGCACCUCAGAAAGGAGAUCUAUCAUCAUCUGAGAGGAAGAUCCUGCAAGUUAUUGCUGCUGGUGAUGUACAGGAGGCUGCCCAGCUGCUUGCUAGCAAAGAAGUACGAGUCAACUGUUUGGAUGAGUAUGGCAUGACUCCACUGAUGCAUGCAGCAUAUAAGGGCAAGGCAGAUAUGUGUCGUUUGCUGCUGCAGCAUGGGGCCGACGUGAACUGCAACCAACACGAAUGUGGAUACACUGCUCUCAUGUUUGCUAGCCUGUCAGGCAAGACAGACAUCACCUCAAUGAUGCUUGAUGCAGGAGCAGAGACAGACCUGGUGAAUUCAGUGGGUCGCACUGCUGCUCAGAUGGCAGCAUUUGUAGGCCAGCAUGACUGUGUAACAGUUAUCAACAACUUCUUCUCACGGGCAAGGCUGGAGUACUUCACCAGACCACAGGGGCUGGAAAGGGAGCCCAAGCUGCCCCCAAGGCUGGCAGGGCCCCUGCACAAGAUCAUCAUGACCACCAACCUCAACCCGGUCAAGAUAGUCAUGCUGGUGAAGGAGAACCCUUUGCUAGUGGAUGUAACAGCUCUGGAGAAGUGUUACCAGGUGAUGGACCUGCUUUGUGACCAGUGUGUGAAGCAGCAAGACUUGAACGAGGUCCUGGCCAUGAAGAUGCACUACAUCAGCUGUGUGCUGCAGAAAUGCCUGGCCUUCCUACAGAAACAAGAUGACAAGCUAGAUGCACUUGUCAAGAGUCUGUUGAGGGGGAGAGACAGUGAUGGCUUCCCACAGUACCAGGAGAAGUUCAUUCGCGACUGCAUCAGGAAGUUUCCUUACUGUGAGGUCACACUCCUUCAGCAGCUGGUGAGGAGCAUUGCAUCAGUAGAGAUUGGAAAUGACCCAACAGCAUUCUCAGUGCUGACGCAGGCCCUGACAGGUCAGAUGGCGUUUGUAGAUGCUGACUAUUGUGCUACAUGUGGGGAGAGGGGAGCAGACAAAAGGUGCUCCCUUUGUAAAACAGUAAAUUAUUGCAGCUUGACCUGCCAAAAACUCCACUGGUUCACCCAUAAAAAGAUGUGCAGAUCUCUGCAAGAGCAGAAUGUCAACUUGGAGAAGGACACUCCAAGGUUGAAAGAACUGAAAGAUGAUGAAAGCGACCUGGUGAUGGAGACAGCCAACUUCCUGCAGGAGCUGUGUCUGCGGGCGGAGGAGAAGGUGGCUGCUGCUGGAGGCUACCCUGCAGAGCUGCUUGCCUGUCCCUCCACCUCUGCUGAGGGACCAUCCUGCACACAAGACUGA
This is a messenger RNA of Xiphias gladius (swordfish), 1290 nucleotides long. RefSeq names its product ankyrin repeat and MYND domain-containing protein 2-like. Lineage: Eukaryota; Metazoa; Chordata; Actinopteri; Istiophoriformes; Xiphiidae. Gene Ontology annotation, biological process: regulation of smoothened signaling pathway. Gene Ontology annotation, molecular function: protein binding. The record is from RefSeq and is a predicted model, not a curated record. The transcript is spliced from 10 exons. Bases 1 to 1290 code for a protein of 429 amino acids.